GUCAGAGUUUGUCAGAUGAAUAGAGGACAUAUGACCGAUGAGCGAUGUAGUCCGGAUAUUACCUUUUUGAAAUGUUUCCUGUGUCAGGGGCCACGCUUAUCUUUGGGCGCCUCAGAUGACAGUGCGUCCGCAGCCAGCAGCAUGGAGGUUACCGACCGCAUCGCCUCCCUGGAGCAGCGGGUCCAGAUGCAGGAGGACGAGAUCCAGCUGCUGAAGUCGGCUCUGGCCGACGUGGUGCGGAGGCUCAACGUGUCCGAGGAGCAGCAGGCCAUGGGCUCACGCAGAGGACCCACCAAAGACGCUGCUUUGAUGAGAAAGUCUCCAUCAGCAGGCAGCAAUGUUGGGAAGCCAGCUGCAGCGAUUCAGCAGCCUGCUCCUCUCCACUGGAGCACAAUGCCAGGCCCAUGAUGGCCACCUUGCCAUUACGGCCCACAGUGAACAACGGGACCAUUCUACCAAAGAAAGGCAGCGGCACCCUGCCCUCGCCAUCUGGACCGGGGUCCAGGAAGGACACCAGCACUCCAGCCAGCAAGAGGUUAUCAAUCUUGUCUGUCAGUGGAACAAGUUCCUUUUCCCAUCAUUGGAGGACAUUACCAUAAUGAAGCUCAGCAGGCAGCAGGGGCCAGCUCCAAUCCAACCAGCUGUUUUGUCCUCUCUGUCUCGUUCGGCCAGAUUUCUCUACCUGCCCCUGAGCACUGUGAGGAGAGCCAACUCAAACGAACACGUGGGAACUCUCACGCGGAAAGAUUCGGGCGACUCCAAGGGCAACCGAACUCGUGCCGGAUCCACCGGCAGCAACUCCAGCGGCAAAAGAAGCGACGGCAAACAGAGGGAUCCAGUGUUCAAUGCAGGGAUGAGACGUGUGACCCACUGCAAAGAGGAAGGUUAUGUGAAAAUGUACUUGAAAGGUCGUCCCGUCACCAUGCACAUGCCCAAAGAGCAGGUGGACAGCUACUGUCUGGAGGCCAGAGCCGACCUGCCCGGCAACAAACUCAAACUGGACUGGGUUUACGGUUACCGAGGUCGAGACUGUCGCUCCAAUCUUUAUCUGCUGCCCACCGGGGAGACGGUGUACUUCAUCGCCUCAGUGGUCGUCCUGUUCAACGUGGACGAGCAGCUGCAGCGACACUACACCGGACACACGGACGACAUCAAAUGCCUUGCCGUCCACCCCGAUAAAAUCACCAUAGCAACCGGUCAGGUGGCGGGCACCUCUUCAGAUGGAAAACAGCUGGCUCCUCAUGUCCGGGUGUGGGACUCUGUUAGCCUCCACACGCUCCAUGUUCUAGGUGCAGGCUUCUUUGACCGAGCCCUGGUCUGCUUGGCUUUCUCCAAGUCGAAUGGAGGAAACACAUUGUGUGUCGUAGACGACUCCAAUGACCACGUCCUCUCCGUCUGGGACUGGCAGAGGGAGGACAGACUGGCUGAGGUCAAGUGCUCCAACGAGUCAGUGUUUGCUGCAGACUUCCACCCAACAGACAGCAACAUCGUGGUGACCUGCGGCAAGUCCCACCUCUAUUUCUGGCACCUGGAGAAAGGUGUGCUGGUCAAGAAACAAGGACUGUUUGAGAAACAGGAAAAGCCCAAGUUUGUUUUGUGCGUGACCUUUGCAGAGAACGGAGACGCCAUCACAGGAGACUCAAGUGGGAACAUCCUGGUGUGGGGAAAAGGCACUAAUCGCAUCAGCCACGUCAUCCAGGGAGCUCACGAGGGCAGCGUCUUUGCUCUGUGCAUGCUGAGGAACGGCACCCUGGUGUCGGGAGGUAAAGACCGCAGGCUCAUCUCCUGGGACGGCGGCUAUCGCCAGAUACAAACGGUGGAGGUGCCUGAGUUGUUUGGACCAAUCAGGACCAUCGCUGAGGGCAGAGGGGAGACCGUGCUCAUCGGCACCACCAAACACUUUGUUCUGCAAGGCAGUUUGGAUGGAGACUUCAUGCCUAUUAUGCAGGGUCACACUGAUGAGUUGUGGGGUUUGGCUGUGCACCCCUGGAAGCCUCAGUUUGUCACCUGUGGCUAUGACAGGCAGGUCUGCCUGUGGGACUCCAGUUCCCAUCAGCUCAUCUGGAACAAGAGUAUGGAAGAUGCUUCCCAAUCAGCAGGCUUCCACCCGUCUGGAGCUGUGGUUGCCAUAGGGACCCAGAAUGGCAGGUGGCUGGUACUGGACUCUGACUCCAAGGAUCUUGUCACCGUGCACACAGAUGGGAACGAACAGCUGUCUGCUAUGCGCUACGGGCCCGAUGGCAACUUUCUGGCCAUCGGUUCCCACGACAACUACAUCUAUAUCUACGCCGUGGCGGAAAACGGGAGGAAGUACAGCCGAGUGGGGAAGUGCUCGGGUCACUCGAGCUUCAUCACUCAUCUGGACUGGUCAGUGGACUCCCAGUACCUGGUUUCUAACUCGGGCGACUAUGAGAUACUCUAUUGGAUCCCAUCAGUGUGUAAGCAGGUGGUCAGUGUGGAGACCACCAGGGACAUCGAGUGGGCCACGCACACCUGCACCCUGGGCUUCCAGGUCUUCGGCUUGUGGCCCGACGGCUCGGACGGCACCGACGUCAACGCCGCCUGCAGGUCCAGUGACAAAAGCCUUCUGGUCACCGGCGACGACUUCGGGAAGGUCCAUCUAUUCUCUUACCCCUGUUCGCAGUUCAGGGCUCCCAGCCACGUGUAUGGUGGCCACAGCAGCCACGUGACCAACGUGACCUUCCUGCACGAUGACGGCUACCUGGUGUCAACAGGAGGGAAGGACAUGAGCGUGAUGCAGUGGAGGAUAGUCUGAGGGAGCUCGCAGAACCGGAUCCUGAGUUACUGCUGCUGAGGCCUGAAAUCCAGCUGAAGCAAACUAAACUGAACUUAAAAAUAACUCAGAAGCUUAAUAAUGUGGCUUUGCUGAACUGAAGUGAAUUGACAGAAGAGGAACAAGAGGUUUUCUUCCUGAUCUGCUCUCAGAUCCCAAACGAGACAAACUGUUGGAGGUGUUUUUGUGCAGUUGCUUGAAAUACAAAAAUUGUGAAUAUUUUGCUUUUUCUCUAAUCACACUACACACCAUUGAAUCCCUCUCUCUCUCUCCCGAAAUGUAGCCAAGUCCCCAACGACAUGAGUGAAAUCAAACAGGUCCAAACUAGACAGAACCAAAGUCUCCGACUUUCGGAGCGCACCGGCAUAGUUUCACUCUUCUCAUUCCCGCCACAGACGAUGCACUGAAGAGGUUCAUCUCUGCGCUGAAGAUGCGAGAGCAUUGGAACAAAAACUAUGUACGGAAAGAACGAACAUAGGGCUUUUCUUAUUGAUGAACUUUUGUGUGUUUUGUAUUUAACAACUCAGGAAAAGCACCGGUCGAGCAGAAGUUGUCUCUUGUAUUGACAUUGGCAUAUCAGAACAAGAGAGGUGUCGAAUGCGGUUAAUAUCAGAUUCAACUGUUGACCAACCAUUCUUCAUUUAUUUGAAUGAAAACUACCCGUGCAGUCGUGAUGAUAACUAGAUAUAGCAAGUCUAAACACUUUUUACGUUUUUGUGCAUCCAAAUCUUAUAAAAAGGCACCUUUAAUUAAUUCAUUUUUUAAAUCUUCUCUCCCAAUUCAAGUUCCUUUGAGGUUUUCCCUGAAAUACCUCCCAGUUGAAUCCAAUAUGAGUGCACACUAAAAGGCUUGAGACUGCUAAUGAGAAAAAUUUAGGGGGAUCUUUUCAAAGUGUUUCAGAUUUUUGGGGAAGGGUUGUUUUCUUUCUUGCCUUUGCCUCAAGGUGCAAAAAAAUGAAAAGCAAGCAUGUUUUUUUUCUUUUUUUAAUGAUGUGAAUCCUGUUAAAUCUGCAUCCAUCAGCAUUUUAUUGCACUAGGAUCAGUUCAGAAAGUAGAAGGAAGAGACCAUUACACUGUAUCUGUUUACAUCUGAUGUGCUUCUCGGUUGCGCACCAUCAGUCUCUGAAAAGUUAUUUAAUUGAACCUUCUUAAGUGUUUUUUUUCCUAUAAUGCAUUGCUUCACAGUGUAAAAUAUACAGCAGGUCUCUUCAUCUGCACAAAUGAUCAUUUAGUCCUUACCGGAGCUUUUCAUGAUCCAAUGAUGUCUGUUUUCAACGUCCCAAACUGCGUCCUACACCUCCUCUAUGUCACACUCGUCAACUUGCUGUCAUCAGCAGGCUAAUAUCACACACACACACACACACACACACACACACACACACACACACACACACAUGCAUAAAUAUAGCAGAUUAUGUUGACAGGGGUUCAGCAGAUAUUAGUGUGACUAUAACUGAAGUUGAUAUGAGGCAGGUUGGCAUUUGAAAGCGAUUUGCUUGUUUGUUGGAGAAUUGUUAUCAGGAAAAUCACUCAAGGCUAACAGCAGUGAUGUAAUCAACACACUAACGUGAUUUAUUUUACCAUUAAACAUCUGCAGCUGCAGAAUACCAUUGAGCUUUUAACAAAGUCUGAAAGUAAAUGCAACUUGAAAUUCCUACAA
Pungitius pungitius (ninespine stickleback) is the source of this 4453-nucleotide messenger RNA. RefSeq names its product EMAP like 1 (gene eml1). The coding region runs from base 338 to 2776 and encodes 812 amino acids. The record is from RefSeq and is a predicted model, not a curated record. Gene Ontology annotation, molecular function: microtubule binding. NCBI's taxonomy places the organism in Eukaryota, Metazoa, Chordata, Actinopteri, Perciformes, Gasterosteidae. The transcript is spliced from 27 exons. Gene Ontology annotation, biological process: microtubule cytoskeleton organization. Gene Ontology annotation, cellular component: mitotic spindle.